GCGAUUGAUUGUUCGUAAAUUAGCUUACAAAUAAUUUAUAACAUUUUAUUUUACACGUUACAAGAUGCUUAAGUGAUUUUUAUCUUCUCCGUUUCUGCUAUAUAUUACGAUCCUAAAAGUUAUAGUUAUCAUGACUUCGAAAUACAAAGAACGUUAUUGUUCUUCAGUCAUGUAGAGAAGUGAAGAAAACGUAAAUAUUGAACUUUAUUCUAUAAACCUUUGUUCCUGUACUCUCCGUAAUAUGUUUGUAGAAUAGAUCAAUUUCAUUACAAUAUGUCGCCUGAGUAGUUACGACAAACUGUAAUUAAAAUUAGUGUGUGUUUGUUUUACGAUUCACAUAGUUCUUUGUUCCUAAACUUGUGAUCUAAUUAAGUCAUCAAUAUGGUAGCUUAACAAAGUAGUAUUAUAUUUUCAAUACCAAAGGUUUGUGUCAUAAACAUAAUAUAAUGAUGGAUUCAGAAGACGACAUUCAACCCCUCAUAAGAUACGAACAGGGAAAUACUAGGUCCCUACACGCAAUAUUGAACUUUUCAGAACAAUUAUUAAACACUGAUCGUGAUUUUCACCAGGUAGUACAUGGGUACAGAAGAAGUCGAUGGCGGACAUUUCUUGUGUAUAUAUUCACAAUUUUAACAUGUGGCAUACCAGCUUUGUUCUUCCAUUGGUACCCGAGAUGGUAUUUGUAUGCGACUUCAGAAAGAUGCUGUUUCCAGUUGGCAGAGCAAGUAAUUGUAGUGGAAACCUAUCAGAAGAAAUGCAAAAGUUAUUACAUACACAAAAUACAGAUUAAAGUAAUUGCAGAUGCAAGUGGUCUGAUAAAUGAAGGUUUUCAAGAAGAGAUUGGAGGUGAGAAAGGAACUUUGGACAGUGCUGAUGACUUAUACACUCCAAUACAUUUAGACGAUGGGACUACUUUAAAUGUCCAAAGCUAUCGUUAUUUCAAUCACAAGAAACAAACGUUGGUAUGGGAGACGACGCGCGCGGCGUGGGCGCGGCUCGCGGGGCUCGAGAGCGGUGCCACUUGCUCGCAGCUGCACGCCCUCGCCACGCGGGCGCCCAGCGCGGACAGGCGGCUGCGGAUGCUUAAUAUUUAUGGUCUGAACGAAAUAAAGGUUCCAGUACAAUCUAUAAUGACCCUAAUACUACUGGAAGUGUUCAACCCAUUCUAUGUGUUUCAAUUAUUUACAAUAGCGGUGUGGUUGGCCGAGCCUUAUUAUUAUUAUUGUAUUGCUGUUGUCCUGAUGUCUACCUUCGGUGUUGCCACUUCUGUGAUACAGACACAUAAGAAUCAGAAGACCCUGCGUGCGACAGUGGAAGCCCACGAUACAGUUCAGCUAUGGGGAGAUCGGUCAGUGGACAGCAGGUCCUUGAGUCCGGGAGAUGUGCUGGUCCUACCUCCCAACGGAUGCAUCCUGCAGUGUGACGCUGUACUACUGACUGGCUCUGCUAUACUUAACGAGAGCAUGCUUACUGGCGAGUCCGUGCCAGUGACAAAGACAGCAUUACAGCGUAUCGACAGACCGUUCGAUCCUAAGGAACACGCCUCUAGUGUUAUAUUCUGCGGAACUAAAGUUAUACAAACACGAUACUAUAAUAACGAACCUGUUAGGGCGUUAGUACUCCGCACAGGGUACAAUACGAGCAAAGGGCAGUUAGUACGGAGCAUCCUGUACCCUGUGCCCGCUGACUUCAAGUUCGAUAGGGAUUCAUACAAGUUUAUUUUCAUAUUAGCUUGUAUCUCUAUUGUGGGUUUAUGUUAUACUGUUGCACUUAAGGCAAGUCGUUCAUUAACAGUGAAGGACGUGAUAAUAAAAGCAUUGGAUAUAAUAACGAUCGUGGUGCCGCCCGCGCUGCCGGCCGCCAUGACGGUAGGGCGGCUGUACGCGGUGGCGCGGCUGCGGCGCGCGCGUGUGGCCUGCCUUAACACGCGCGCCGUCAACGUCUGCGGCUCCCUCGACUGCAUGUGCUUCGACAAGACGGGUACAUUAACAGAGGAUGGGUUGGACAUGUGGGGCGUGGUGUGCGUCAGUGCAGCGUCCGCGCCGCCGCGGCUGGGCCGGCCGCAGCGCGACCCGCGCCAGCUGAACGACCUUCACGACCUCAAGAUAGGCAUGGCCACCUGUCACAGCCUCACCCUGCUCAAUGGGGAGCUGGCAGGAGACCCCUUGGACCUGAAAAUGUUUGAGUCAACUGGAUGGACGUUAGAAGAGCCUGACGUGCCGGAGCUGUCCAACUACGAGAUACUGACGCCCACUAUUGUCAGACCGAAGAAAACUGCCAACAUCAAUGUUGAUGAUAUUCAUAUGCCGUUAGAAGUGGGUAUAGUCCAGCAGUAUCAGUUCGUGUCGUCGCUGCAGCGGUCUUCUGUAGCAGUGCGUCUGCUGGGCGAGGACGUGCUGCGCGUCUACUGCAAGGGGGCUCCGGAGACGUUGCGUACACUCUGCAGAACAAACACCGUUCCUGAGAAUCUAAAUGAAAUCCUGGCUUCGUACGCGGAGAAGGGGUACCGCGUGAUCGCCAUCUCCACCAAGAUAAUGGAGGUCACCUUCAAACAGCUGCAGAAGAUGACCAGGGAUGAGGUCGAGUGUGAGCUGGAGUUCCUGGGGCUGGUGAUAAUGGAGAACCGACUGAAGGCGGCCUCCACCGGCAUCAUACGGGAACUGAAGGAGGCUAACAUACACGUAGUUAUGAUUACCGGCGACAACGUGCACACGGCGGUGAGCGUGGCGCGCGAGUGCGGCGUGCUGCAGAGCGGCGAGCGCGUGGUGCAGCUGGUGCCGCACGACGACGAGCGCGGCGCCGCGCUCUACUGCGAGAGCACGCUGCACGGGGUGUCAGUGGGUCGGAAGACGUCUCUGGAGCAGAUGUGUGCGUGGGGCGCGGACAGCGGGCGCGGCUCGUGGCGCGGCUCGGCCUGCAGCGGGGACUCCGCCCCCGACCCGGAGGCGCCGCACCACAUGCCCAACUACAAGAUUGUCAUGACUGGAGACGCUUGGAAGAUCCUCCGCGAGCGCUACGCGGCGCUGGUCCCGCGCGUGGUGUCGCGCGGCGCCGUGUUCGCGCGCAUGACCGCGGACCAGAAACAACAACUUAUCAUCGAAUAUCAAGCACUCGGGUAUUACGUUGGUAUGUGCGGUGACGGCGCUAACGACUGCGGCGCGCUGCGCGCUGCCCACACCGGCAUCUCGCUGUCGGACCUCGAGAGCAGUGUGGCCGCGCCCUUCACCUCCGCGCAGCGUGACGUCACUUGCGUCUCGCACGUCCUGCGAGAAGGACGCGCCGCGCUCGCCACCAGCUUCGGAGUAUUUAAAUUCAUGAUCGCCUAUUCCCUCACAGAAUUCCUCUCCGUCGCAUUCCUGUACUACUUCGACUCGAAUCUCACUGAUUUCCAAUAUCUCUUUAUAGAUGUCGCUUUAAUCGUUAACUUCGCUUUCUUUUUCGGUAUGACAGAAGCACAUACAGGAAGAUUGUGUAAAAUACCCCCGUUGACUUCUUUACUAGGUUUCGCUCCGUUAGCGUCUUUAAUAGGUCAGAUGACCUUGAUAGCGGUCAUCCAGUAUUUAAGUUACCUCGCUAUAACGCAGUUCCCGUGGUACGUGCGUCAUACUUACGAAGGUGAUAAUGCUAACGAAUGUUGGGAGAAUUAUGCUAUUUUCGCAGUUUCUAUGUUCCAAUAUAUUAUUUUAGCGGUAGUUUUCAGCCAUGGCGCCCCCUACCGCCGCUCUGUUAUAACUAAUAAACAUUUAAUGAUAAGUGUGGUAAUUAUGACGGCAGUUUGUGCAUAUUUGACGAUAUCUCCAGCGAAAUGGUUGUCGGAGUUUUUCCAAUUAAAAAUGCCUAAAGAUAAUUUAAUGGGUUAUAUUGUGUUGGCGUUGGCUUCCUUUAAUUUUGUAUUCGCUUUGUUUUACGAACGAGUUAUUGUACAAUACUUUAUGGAGACCAAAGAGGUUAUACCGAAAUGUUUGAAGGAAAAGAAAAUAAUGAAAACUCCACAUUUGAUGAUAAAACAACAAUUAACAGAUACAGAUUAUUUGGACUGUGAUAGUAUUAUGCAGACGGACGCGGGCAGCUGAGGUUUUUUGUAUAGCUAAUUAUUAAUAUAGUGUUUGGACGAAUUUAUAUUUAUGUGCAUUUAAUGCAUUUUAUUAGUGUAAUUAAUAAUU
This is a messenger RNA of Papilio polytes (common Mormon), 4163 nucleotides long. RefSeq names its product probable cation-transporting ATPase 13A3 (gene anne). The transcript has 19 exons. Gene Ontology annotation, cellular component: membrane. Gene Ontology annotation, biological process: intracellular calcium ion homeostasis; polyamine transmembrane transport. The record is from RefSeq and is a predicted model, not a curated record. Bases 447 to 4073 code for a protein of 1208 amino acids. NCBI's taxonomy places the organism in Eukaryota, Metazoa, Arthropoda, Insecta, Lepidoptera, Papilionidae. Gene Ontology annotation, molecular function: P-type transmembrane transporter activity; polyamine transmembrane transporter activity; ATP hydrolysis activity.